CUGCCUCAAAAUAGCCAACCCCCCGAGCCAAUCCGCCAAUGCAUUUCGGCUCACGAUGAUAAGAUCGACGGACCCCAAGUGAAAUGUACCGGUGACAAAUUUGGCCUCUUUAGAGUACCAACAACCAAUGAGGAAUACGCGAGUUGUGAGAGGCGUUUCGAUUGGUUGCAAUCAGAGAAAGACAUUCAAGAAAGAUUGUUUAAUCAGUUAGAGUUGGGUCGCGACGUUGGUAGUGCCCGCUGCCUAAAACCCGGCCAGGACGAGACACGUAUUACGAACGCACUGAACCAGAUAGAACGGGAAAUGUCAGCCCUACGCUUGGUGAUGAAAAAGUAUACCAACGAUAAAAGAAAAUUUCGAAGGUUAAAAAAUUGA
This is a messenger RNA of Rodentolepis nana, 375 nucleotides long. The record is from the annotation of a GenBank genome assembly. NCBI's taxonomy places the organism in Eukaryota, Metazoa, Platyhelminthes, Cestoda, Cyclophyllidea, Hymenolepididae.